UAUUAAACACAAAACUUAACAUAGAAACAAUAAAUUUAUCGCCUGAAAUACAUAAGUAUUGAUACAGCUGAUGAGAUCUUUUUCAUCACAGUUUUUUUUAGGACCGCCUGAAAAUCCAAAACAAAUAAAAACUAAACCGCAGCAUAAAAUAGUUCAGCCACUUAUCCAAACAAUUCUGAAAAAAUAAAACCAGCACAAUAUAAACAUUGAUACAUUUUUAUUAAAACUUUGAAAUUAAUGAUCUACUUUAUUAUGUCUAUUAUAGAGCUUCAGGAAGAAUGUGAAUGGCAAAGUGUAAAGAUUCUGAACAUAUGGGGGCCAUUAAGAUGAUGGCUCUGAAUGACCAACCAAAGACAGAAUUGAUCAUCACAGAGAUUGGAGUCAUGAAACUUUACAGACAUGAGAAUAUUGUUAACUUCAUGACUGCUAUUAUAUUGUAGAGGAGCUCUGGAUUGUAAUGGAGGUUAGUACGUCCAAUAAAAUUAAGCAAUGGGUUUAAUCACUAAGAAUUCUAAUAGAUAUUUGACUUUUUAAUUUUGUGUAUGAAAUCAAUUAUAUAAAAAAUAACCUCUAUGUUACUAACUUUAUUCAAUUUUCAGGGGUGGAGAAAAUGGUUAUUUACAAAUGAACAGACCCAAUUUUGUUGGGUGCUGUUACUAGUAUGACAAUUUAAAAUAAAAAAACAACUACAUUUUUUCUAUCUCCACAAAUUUUGCUAUUUAAAUAUUUUGCUUCCACUUUCUUUUGCUUUAUAUCAUUUUAACUCUAACCUGAUUAUGUUAAAUAAUAUUUUUGACUGUUCCUGAUAAUUAUCUUACUGUUGUGUUUAUUGUUAGUAGUAUUACCACAAUUAUUAUUGCAUAAUGAUUGUUUAUGUAUGUCAUACUUAUAUGUAAUAUAGUCUAUAUUUGUAUAUAAAUAAUCAUUUUAUAAACAGAAGAGGUGUAAUAAAGUGCAGUUAAGCAAUAAGUGCUUAUUUAAUAUAGGUAUACUGGUAGCAGGGUUUCCUCUUAUCUCAAACUUGCUUCAGUGUAUGAAAAUGUGACUCGGUUUUUGGCCAAAAUUUAUUUGUAAACUCCGUUAAUGACAACAAUUCAUCAGUUUAAACAAAAGUUUUUAUCAAACUGUAUUUCCUUGUCAGUAUUUCGAUGGAGGUGCUCUUACAGAUAUGAUUACAGAAACAAUGAUGAAGGAAGGGCAGAUGACUAGUGUGUAAGGAAUGCCUUAAGGCUUGCAAUUUCUUCAUGACAUGUGACAUGAUCCAUAGAGAUAUUAAAAGUGACAAUGUGCUACUUCGCUUGGCAUGAUAGGGGCAGUCAGGCUCACAGUUUUUGGCUUCUGUGCCCAAAUUAUCAGGGAUAAAGGCAAGAGAGAUACAGUGGUUGGGACAAUGCAAAAGAUUUAUCUUGCCAAGAAGAAAAGAAAAGGUGCAUGCAUUUAAAUGUGUGAAUAAUGCAAGGGUGUUCGCAUUUUCCAUUCACAGGGUAAACCAGAAAUCAAAGAUGAACAGAAACUAUCAAAGGAGCUUAAAGAUUAAAUAGACAAGUGCUUGGAAAUUAAAGUAGACAAAAGGGCAAGUGCAGCACAUCUUUCAGAACAUCCACUUUUGAAAAAGUCUAUGGUUUUAGCUACUCUCAGACCUUUAAUAGCAGCUGCUGGCAAUGCUAUGAGAAAAUCUUAGAGAAACCAAAGGCUGCUUAGUUAAGUUUUCUUAUACUUAACAUCAUUGAUAUUUUUUUAAUUCUCACAAAUUCUUUGAUUACAGAGCAUCUAUUUUAAUAAAAAAUGCGAUCCGAAUUCUUAGAAUACAAAUAUAAUUUUGGGGAGAGAAAAAAGGUUGAUUGCAAAUAUGUUAACUCCUAGGUUAUUAAUACUUAUUAAUAGGAAAAUAGCAAAUAAUAAGACAACUUUUAGAUCUGGUAGUAGCAACUUCGUGAGUAAGGGAAUAAAAUAAAAUGUUUAAAAAAAUAUUUUGAAAAUAACUGUCAAAUGAUUUUGUAAGUUAUCAAGAAAAAUAUAAUAUUAUGAACAUGUUAAUUAAUUAAUUUUUUCAAGUUGAUUGUGUUCUUUGCUAAAUGUACUAUAAUGCUAUGUGUUAAAAGUCAGUUCUGUUUCCUCAACUUAAUGAAGAGAUGUAUUGAAUAAAAUCUGCUAAUAACUUGAGGACAUUCCUUGCUUUGAAUCUGCAUUAUUAUAAAAUAUUUCAUGUAUACAGUAUAAAGGUUUUGAAAAUAUAUUUCUAUCAUAGCAAAUUAUAUAAACAUUAAUUUGAAGGAUUUUCUCAGGAAUGGGAUAUCUUUCCUUCAUUUUCAACCAAAGAUCUCUUGUGCAUUUCAAAUUUAAAAAGAUAUAUAAAUAUAUAUUUAUAUAUUCUAGUAUAGAAUGACUGGAUAUAUGAAAAAAUAUAAAUUUUUAUCUAAAUACCUUAAGCCUAAGCAGUUCUUAUUAUUUGACAGUGUUUCUGUAAGGUCCCCUUAGAAUAUAACAGUCUAUUUGAAAAUGAAUUUUUUUUUAAAAACUAACAAUAUACUAAGAAAUGACUAGCUGAACAAUGUUUAUUAAAAAGAUAUAUUUUGUGUAAGUUACUGUAGUGAUAAAUAUUAUGAAAUUUAGAGGGGAGAAAUGAGAUACAUUACAUCAGUGCUAAUGUUAUUCAUAAGAAUUUGUCAUUUCAAAAUUUUAUGCUAAAUGUUGACAGUGUACUAACUUGUCUCCUAUAAUAUUUUGACAUGAGUUCUGAAUUCUUUACAUUUUUUUAAGUGCACAUUUUAAAAAAAUUGUAAUCUUCCUGUCAAACUUAUCAUGCAUAUGAAAUUUUUAUCUUUUCUUGCUCUUUUUAAAAAAAAAAAAAAUUAUACUCUUCUUGAUAGAAGAGAGAGAGAAUUGUACUUAAUGCUGAAGUUAUCGAAGGAUUUUUCUCCCCCAAAAAAGUGUCUCUAAAACAUUUCAUGUACAUACCUUGUGAGUGCAGAUAAAUUGAGCCAUACGUUUUUGAUGAAAAUGACUUGUGUUUGGCUCAAAAGAAAUUAUAAUUUAAAAAUAAUUAUUUAAAAAAAUAAAUGGUUAUAGAUAUCUCACUGAUUUAACUUUAAUCUAUUUCUUAAAUGUACGAAUUAAAAAAAAGAUUUACAGUAAAAUAUGCAUAAUAAAUUAUUUUAAAUGCCAUUGAGAACUGAAAAUAACUAAAUUGAUAAUAUUUUUUUAAAAUUUAGUUAUUUUACUGUGAAUCUGUUUUCCAGUUCAUUUGAUUAACCCUUUACGGCUUAAAUGAAAUUUUUUGUUAUCAAAAUGUGUACUUUCUCUAAGUAUUGUGAUAGCAAAUGAAAUUUUUGUGUGCACAAACUUCAGCUGAUCUUGGCUGUGUUUAACAAAUUGAUUAUAUUAUAUAUAGCUAGACUACAUUCUCAAAUACAUAAUAUAUUUUACUUCCAGCAAAAGCUCACUAUUUUAUUUGCUUUUUAGGUAAUUUGCAAAUACUUGUUUUUAAAAAUAAAAAAUUGAGUACUGUAUGAUGUCCAGUCAAUAUAAUAAUCAUGCUAAUCUUAUGGAUAUGGCGUCUGUUGUAGUGGGGGGAGGGGGGGCAGGGUGGUGGGUAUAGUGACAACUUUAAGUUAGUUUUUUUUAAGUUAUCAUUUGUCUUGAAAAUUUCAGAGGGUAACUUCAGUUUUUAAAAAAAUGUAGGUAAUAUUCCAUGACUGGCAUGAGAAGAGAUGGGGCUUAUUUAUUCAUUAAUGUUUACUUUUAUAUCAUAUAUUUACUGAAAGAAAAAAUUAUUCGUUUUUUGUACAGUGACAAGUUGUUUCAAUUAAUUUUUUUUUCCUGUUCUAAUAAGGCAGAUUUGGGCUAGUUCAAAUGCACUUUAAUGACUAUUGUGUUGUAUCUUAGAGUGAUAAGAUUCUUUAUUUUUUAAAUGAUAAUUAAAUGUGAUAGUUUCUAUAAAUACAACCUCCUGCGCCUUCAAUCCUUGUCACAAAAUGUAAACACGUUUAUAUUGUGCCUUAAUCCUUUAGCAUUCCAAUUCACAAUUUAGCACAUAUUUCCUCUAUUACAUGUGCAGUCUUUCGGCCCUCAAAGAAAAUUUCUUCUUUGCAUAUUUACAUAUAUUUAUUUGAUUCCCUGAGUUGAAAACCAGGAACAUUAACUUUCAAUAAUUUUUAUUGUACUGAACUUGAUUUUUUUCUAUUCCGUGUCCUUCCUCAUUUCAUUAUUUUAUUUUUUCUUUCUAUUAAAUGUUGUACUUGAUAAGUUAGGUUAAAAGAAAUUUCUGUUUUUAAGGUCUGUGCAGGGUUUGUAUUUUUAUAGGGCUUCUUUGGCUUGAAAAGCAAGUACAUCACUUAAGACAAAAAAAUAUGUCUAGUUGAGAUAGAAUUUAUAUUUUAUAAGGAGACUGUUUAUUUUUUUCCUAAAAUACCUCACAUUUGUUGGGAAAAUUUAAAUUUUAAGAUAUUAAAAUCAAAUUCAUAUAGAUAUAAAUA
Messenger RNA from Lymnaea stagnalis (great pond snail), 4475 nucleotides. The record is from the annotation of a GenBank genome assembly. NCBI's taxonomy places the organism in Eukaryota, Metazoa, Mollusca, Gastropoda, Lymnaeidae.